This is a messenger RNA of Candidula unifasciata, 437 nucleotides long. The record is from the annotation of a GenBank genome assembly. NCBI's taxonomy places the organism in Eukaryota, Metazoa, Mollusca, Gastropoda, Stylommatophora, Geomitridae.
GUUACCGCACCAUCGACUCUCUCUACCCAAAGUCUACAGUGCCACUGUCUGGUGGUGUUUGUGUGGGCUCUAGUGUCAUGGAUGAAGUCAAGACUCUCAAUGCACUCAAUGCUUAUGACUUCUACGAAAAGGCUGAUCGUAUUGCUGGCAGAACUGCUGUACCAACCAGCAAACAGCCAUUUGAAAACAUGAGCAAACAGGAGCAGGCUGGAAUCAACAUGACCUACCCUGGCAAGACGGAGUACAUGCUGCAGUUCAAGGCACCUGAUAGAGAUGCUCCCACAUCAGACUUCAUCAUCAACCCCAGCCCAGACUACAGCGUCUAUGGGCGCCCUCUAGAAGCCAGCUGCUACCUGCCCUCGUCCACGGAGUACCAGACUCGCUACCAGUGGCCUGAUGGAGGUCAUGUGACCAAAGUGCCAUGGCUGGUCAGCUAA